CGUUAGUUCUAAAUCAAAAUACGGAGAAUCUAAGGAGUUAGCAAGCGACUUUGUGGUGGUUUAAUUACAUUUAUUUUAUUUUGGAUUUUAAAAACAAAAGUGUAUAGUAACAGAUGGCAGGUUUACCCCCUGGAGACCCGCAGUUGGUCUCUAUGAUCGUCAAUCAUUUGAAAACGCAAGGUCUUUUCGAUCAGUUUAGAAGGGACUGCUUGGCAGACGUGGAUACAAAGGUAACGACCGUUAUGAAUGGUGAAUGAAACAGGAACAAGUAGCUAGCCAGCAAGUAAACUAAAAUUAGCCAUGAUACAGUAGCUAAGCAUUAGUAAUAUUGUCCGAAAGCUUUUGCCUUCGCGAGUUGCUACCAGAAUCGUACCUCUGUUCCAGGUCGCGAGACGUUGCGCUCUGGAUCAGACCUACCACAAUUUGUUGUGCAGCCAGGAUUUUGUGCACGCAUAACCAAUAAAUUGCAAACAUGGCUGUGAUUAAAUGUUUGUUAACUAGCUAACGUUAUUCACUAUUUUUAGCCUGCAUACCUGAAUUUAAGACAACGAGUGGACAACUUUGUGUCCAAUCACCUCUCUAACCACACAUGGAGUCCUCACUUGAACAAGAAUCAGUUGAGAAACAACAUCCGACAAUUGGUGCUUCAGUAAGUAAUUCGUGACAGUUCACAUAUGGCCCUAUACAGAAAGUACAAGUUUUGGUUAUGCAUGUGCACUUAGAAAAAAUUUACCUUUCAUCUUAUUUCAACCUGGUCUCAGAGGAUUUCGUAUUAUUCCGAACGAAAUACGAGAAACUCAAUUUAGGAUAUGAUAUGUUACGUUUGGUAUGGUUACAUAAGACAUGUUUACUUAAGGCAAAAACGAAAGUAGGGUGGAUUGGUGGGCAUAUAACGCUUACAUCUAGCAACCCAAAGAUUGAGAGUUUGAAUCUCAUCACGGGCAACUUUAGCAUUUUAGCUAAUUAGCAGCUUUUCAACUUUCAACUUACUACUUUUUAGUACUUUGCAACUACUUAGCAUGUUAACUAACACUUCCCCUAACCUCAACCCUUUUAGCUAACCCUAACCAUAAUAACCAUAUGUAAAAAUGUAUGCGCACAUGACUAAGUCGCUUUGGAUAAAAGCGUCUGCUAAAUGGCAUAUUAUUAUUAUUAUUAUUAUUAUAACCAUUUUAGCUAACUCCUAAACUUAUCUCUAACCUUAACCCUAACCUAGCUAACGUUAGCGAGCUAGCUACCGUUAGGUUAGAAUUCGUAACAUAUCAUACAUUUAGAAAAUUUGUAUAAACAUAUAAACAAAAUUGUAAUUCGUAACAUAUCAUACGAAAUGGGUGAUGGACAUCCACAAAUGAAUACAUACCAUACGAAAUGUAACAUAUCAUAUUGGGCGGCAGGUAGCUUAGUGGUUAAGAGCGUUGUGCCAGUAACCGAAAGGUCGCUGGUUCUAAUCCCCGAGCAGACUAGGUGAAAAAUCUGUCGAUGUGCCCUUGAGCAAGGCACUUAACCCUAAUUGCUCCUGUAAGUCGCUCUGGAUAAGAGCGUCUGCUAAAUGACCAAUUAUUUAUUAUAUUAUUAUAGUGUCUUGGAUUUACAUAAAAAAUAAUACGAAACGGUCUGAGGCCAGGUUGCUUAUUUUCACAGGGGCUGUGAAUGUGCAACCCUUUAUCUCUCUUUAGUCAGUCACUUACUAGCACUUUUUAAAUCAUAUGUCAUGUUAGAACAUCAAAAGAGACAGUGCAUCCGCUUUUGAGUAUAUGAACCGAAUCCUCUUCUGAUCUCGUGGCAGGUCUGGGAUGCUGGAGCAGGGAGUUGACAGGAUAGUUGCUCAGGUGGUGGAUCCCAAAAUCCAUCACACCUUCAGGCCCCAGGUGGAGAGGGUGGUCCGUGAAUUCAUGUCCCCCGGCAGCUAUAUGGAUGAAGCCCCUGUCCCGCCUGCUCCUGUGGAGGAGAAACAAGACUUUGACCUGCCAGUGCAAGGUAAAAUACAGUUGGAUGCUUCUAGCAGGUCCUUAGGAGGAAAAAAAAUCGGUCUAUUAUUGUCUUGUCCAAUUCCAGGAAGAAUGUCUUUAAAUUUGCAGAGCACUAUAUAUUCUACUGCCUUCUUUGACUUCCCCCAUUCAUGUGUUUGUUCGUAAAUGGGAUUGUGACUGAUAAUGGUGUGCUUUUGCAUUAUUGUCUGACUUAACAUUCGUCUGUAUGACUCAAUGGAAAUGUUGGAUUCCCAGCUCCUUCAUCUGCCCCUGCUACUUCAAUGGCCAGAGAUGCCAUGUCCAUCCUGGAUACCAUCACCACCCUGAACCAGGAGGCCAGCUCCCGGGCCAGCUCCAGUGGAGAGAAGGUCCUCAAGGGGGGCUCUGAGAGGGACCAAGACCCAGAGGAGUCGAUGCAGGAGGCUGAAGGGGGAGAGCAGGACAUGAGUCUGGUGGAGGAGGGAGAAGAGGACCAGGACAGGAAGACGCCGGAGAAAGAUGAGGAAUCAAAGCUUGUGUCAGAGGUCCAGGCUAUGGAGAACAAAACAGAGGAUGUACAGGAGCAGAUGGACUCUGAGAGAGAGGGGAUGAAGGGUGAUGAGGAAGAGAUUGGGACUCAAGAGGAGGCAGAAGAGAGAAAGGAGGGGAAGACCAUAGGAAAGCUCAAAGAGGAGGUGCAGAACAAGGAUGUUGAUCCACUUCAGUCCCCCAAUGAGAAACAACAUAUCAAUCAGAAGGCCAGAGAGAGGUUAAAAGAAGGUGAGAUCUAAGGCUUGUCUUGAAUGUUUAGGUUUAUGAAUUUGAUGAAAAUCAUCACUACACUAUGACAAUGUCGAAUCACUAAGUAGGGAUUGAAAGCCUCAGGGUUUUAGUUAUUAAAGCCUCAUGGUUUUAUUCAUUAAAGCCUCAUGGUUUUAUUCAUUAAAGCCUCAGGGUUUUAGUUAUUAAAGCCUCAGGGUUUUAGUCAUUAAAGCCUCAGGGUUUUAGUCAUUAAAGCCUCAGGGUUUUAGUCAUUAAAGCCUCAGGGUUUUAGUCAUUAAAGCCUCAGGUUUUUAGUCAUUAAAGCCUCAGGGUUUUAGGUACCGUUUACCAAUUUAUUUUGCGUGUUUUUCCUCAUCAGAAUAUUCUCUGGAGGACUCUGACCUUGAUGGCCUCAGUGACAUCACUGUGAGCUCUGUCCACACCAGUGACCUGUCGUCAUUCGAGGAGGACAGCGAUGAUGAGCAGCCACCGUCAGAUUCUACGGAGGACGGCGAGGUCUCAUCUGAAGGUCUGUUUGUGUUCAUGUAUUAUUUCUCAGUAAGAAGCAUUUAUUUAGAGAUACAAAUAAUUGAAAACAAUUUCAAAUAUCAAGUGAAAACCGAAGCUAUUAGAGGACAAUAUUGAAGACAAUAUUUCCUCGUCAGUAAUUCGUUUUUAUUCUGUGUGAUCUCAAGAUGAAAAGUCUGAGAAGAAGAAGACCAAUAGAGACGAAGACAAUGAGGAGAGCACAGAGCGCAAGCCUCGUCGACAGGCCUACGUCCACAAGCCCUUCCUCUACUCCCGUUACUAUAGCGACUCUGAUGAUGAGGUCACCGUGGAGCAGCGUCGGCGGUCAGCGGUAAGUGACAGGAUCAGGCUGAUAUUUAUGGAAAAUAAAUGCCUGCAUACUGAAAAUACAAAAGUUGUUGACAAAGUGUUUUUGUGGCUGGGUUUAAUCAAACUUGUUCUAAACUCCCUCCUUACCUCUAUUCUCUCAGGCCAAGGACAAGGAGGAGAGGCUUUUCAAGAGACAGCAGAACAGGGAACGCAUGGAGGAGAAGCGUAGACAGAAGUCAGCUCAACUAGAAGACCAGGGUACUUGUAACAUCAAUAUAUUCCACAAUGUGCUUUUCCCUGGCAGACUAAUUAGUGUGUCAACCUUUUUAUACCUGAUUCAUUUGACUUACAGUACCAGUCAAAAGUUUGGACACACCUACUCAUUCAAGGGUUUUUCUUUAUUUGUACUAUUUUCUAAAUUGUAGAAUAAUAGUGAAGACAUCAAAACUAUGAAAUAACACAUGUGGAAUCAUGUAGUAACCAAAAAAGUGUUAAACAAAUCAAAAUAUAUGACAGCUUUGCACACUCUUGGCAUUCUCUCAACCAGCUUCACCUGGAAUGCUUUUCCAACAGUCUUGAAGGAGUUCCCACAUAUGUUGAGCACUUGUUGUCUGCUUUUCCUUCACUGCGGUCCAACUCAUCCCAAACAUCUCAAUUGGGUUGAGGUUGGGUGAAUGUGGAGGCCAGGACAUCUGAUGUAGCACUCCAUCACUCUCCUUCUUGGUCAAAUAGCCCUUACACAGCCUGGAGGUACAGUGAGGGGAAAAAAGUAUUUGAUCCCCUGCUGAUUUUGUACGUUUGCCCACUGACAAAGAAAUGAUCAGUCUAUAAUUUUAAUGGUAGGUUUAUUUGAACAGUGAGAGACAGAAUUUUAAAAAACGCAUGUCAAAAAUGUUAUAAAUUGAUUUGCAUUUUAAUGAGGGAAAUAAGUAUUUGACCCCUCUGCAAAACAUGACUUAGUACUUGGUGGCAAAACCCUUGUUGGCAAUCACAGAGGUCAGACGUUUCUUAUAGUUGGCCACCAGGUUUGCACACAUCUCAGGAGGGAUUUUGUCCCACUACUCUUUGCAGAUCUUCUCCAAGUCAUUAAGGUUUCGAGGCUGACGUUUGGCAACUCGAACCUUCAGCUUCAGAUUUUCUAUGGGAUUAAGGUCUGGAGACUGGCUAGGCCACUCCAGGACCUUAAUGUGCUUCUUCUUGAGCCACUCCUUUGUUGCCUUGGCCGUGUGUUUUGGGUCAUUGUCAUGCUGGCAAUACCCAUCCACGACCCAUUUUCAAUGCCCUGGCUGAGGGAAGGAGGUUCUCACCCAAGAUUUGACAGUCCAUGGUCCUGUCCAUCGUCCCUUUGAUGCGGUGAAGUUGUCCUGUCCCCUUAGCAGAAAAACACCCCCAAAGCAUAAUGUUUCCACCUCCAUGUUUGACGGUGGGGAUGGUGUUCUUGGGGUCAUAGGCAGCAUUCCUCCUCCUCCAAACACGGCGAGUUGAGUUGAUGCCAAAGAGCUCGAUUUUGGUCUCAUCUGACCACAACACUUUCACCCAGUUCUCCUCUGAAUCAUUCAGAUGUUCAUUGGCAAACUUCAGACGGGCAUGUAUAUGUGCUUUCUUGAGCAGGGGCACCUUGCGGGCGCUGCAGGAUUUCAGUCCUUCACGGUGUAGUGUGUUACCAAUUGUUUUCUUGGUGACUAUGGUCCCAGCUGCCUUGAGAUCAUGGACAAGAUCCUCCUGUGUAGUUCUGGGCUGAUUCCUCACCGUUCUCAUGAUCAUUGCAACUCCACGAGGUGAGAUCUUGCAUGGAGCCCCAGGCCGAGGGAGAUUGACAGUUCUUUUGUGUUUCUUCCAUUUGCAAAUAAUCGCACCAACUUUUGUCACCUUCUCACCAAGCUGCUUGGCGAUGGUCUGGUAGCCCAUUCCAGCCUUGUUUAGGUCUACAAUCUUGUCCCUGACAUCCUUGGAGAGCUUUUUGGUCUUGGCCAUGGUGGAGAGUUUGGAAUCUGAUUGAUUGAUUGCUUCUGUGGACAGGUGUCUUUUAUAGAGGUAACAAGCUGAGAUUAGGAGCACUCCCUUUAAGAGUGUGCUCCAAAUCUCAGCUCGUUACCUCUAUAAAAGACACCUGGGAGCCAGAAAUCUUUCUGAUUGAGAGGGGGUCAAAUACUUAUUUCCCUCAUUAAAAUGCAAAUCAAUUUAUAACAUUUUUUACAUGCGUUUUUCUGGAUUUUUUUGUUGUAAUUCUGUCUCUCACUGUUCAAAUAAACCUACCAUUAAAAUUAUAGACUGAUCAUUUCUUUGUCAGUGGGCAAACGUACAAAAUCAGCAUGGGAUCAAAUACUUUUUUCCCUCACUGUAUGUUGGGUCAUUGUCCUGUUGAAAAACAAAUGAUAGUCCCACUAAGCGCAAACCAGAUGGGAUGGCGUAUCACUGCAGAAUGCUGUGGUAGCCAUGCUGGUUAAGUGGGCCUUGAAUUCUAAAUAAAUCACCUACAGUGUCACCAGCAAAGCACCAUCACACCUCCUCCUCCGUGCUUCACGGUGGGAACCACACAUGUGGAGAUCAUCCGUUCAUCUACUCUGCGUCUCACAAAGACACAGCGGUUGGAACCAAAAAUCUCAAAUUUGGACUCAUCAGACCAAAGGACACAUUUCCACCGGUCUAAUGUCCAUUGCUCGUGUUUCUUGGCCCAAGCAAUUCUCUUCUUCUUAUUAGUAGGCUACAGUGGAAUCAUAUUAUUUGCUCCCUCUUUCUAUAUUGUUUCUUCACCUCUAUCUCUCUCUCACUUAUUCUCUCUCUUUCAAAAACACAGACAAAAAGUCACACACUCUAAGAAAAAUCACACACUAAGAAAAGUCACACACUCUAAGAAAAGUCACACGCUCUAAGAAAAGUAUUUUUGACUGUAAUAGAACGAAAACAGUCAUAUAGAAAUAACAACAUCUAUGGGUGGGUAAACCCUGUGUGCUUUGUGCUCCCACCUGGCUGCAGGUUAGCAGGUCGCCAGGUAGGCAUUUAACAAGCCCUCCACAGGGCUGUCUGCCCCACUUAACACCUGACAUACCCCCUCCAUGCCGACCUCUGACCCCCGACCCGAGUGACAGCCGAGGAGACAUCUCUUAGAUACUUUCCUUUCUCUGCACCCUCUUAUUUUCUUCUCGUCCGCUCGGUGAGUGCUGCAGAGUGAGACAAGGUGAAAGGUAUCCCACCGGUUUUGAGAGGGGGGCCACACAGGUGUUCAUGCCUCCACACCUCUCAAGUUCAAAAGACUCCUUAGCAACCAGGGUAACAGUCAAACAAUGUCCCUCCCCCACCUCUCUCUAACUCCCUGAGGGACAGUGUCCUCUGUUUUACUGUCAGCCUAGGGAGGAAGAGAAUAGAGUAGUGUGCUUUAAAAUGAAUGAUUCAUGUGUACAAUGUUGUAUACCCUUAUGCUCUAUCUAUGCUCUAUCUCAGUCGCUGACAAUGGACAUACAUACAGCAAAAACCUGCACAUACAGUACAUUAGAAUAAUACCUUGUGAUAUCACUUAUCAUAUCUUACACACAGAUCUCAAAAAAUCUCUCAGGCACAAAUAUGUGAGGAAUAUGAAAACAAACCAGAGGACAGACAGGUUCAUGCUUAUCCCCCUGUAUCACAUUGGUCCCACAGCUAAGAUCUUAAUUUUUUUCUCGAACCCGUCCACAUUUCCCGGCUCCUGUAGGUUUAUGGGUUCCCCAAAAAUGGGAGCCGGUCCAAGCAUUACUAGUAACAUUAGUGUCAGUAAUUUAAUGCUCAGGUGUGAAUGGAUUCUCAAACAAGCCGGGGAGGCCCCCGGCGAGGCCUGCGUCGGACCGCCAGGGCUAGCGGCAGGUUUAAAUAAAUACGCUGCUGAGCAGACAUGUCGGCAGCUGGGGCCCGAUAUUGCCGCUGCUGUUUGUGUUGUGGCUUUGCUGCGGCGCUGAGGAGAGAGAGCUGAGGAGAGAGAGCUGAGGAGAGAGAGCGGAGGAGAGAGAGAGCGGAGGAGAGAGAGAGCGGAGGAGAGAGAGAGCGGAGGAGAGAGAGAGCGGAGGAGAGAGAGAGCGGAGGAGAGAGAGAGCGGAGGAGAGAGAGCUGAGGGGAGGGAGAGCUGAGGAGAGAGAGCUGAGGAGGGAGAGCUGAGGAGAGCCCAGUGGCCUUCUCCUACCAUGUUUCCUGGGAGAAGUGAGGAUAAAAACCUAAGGAGAGAAAUAAGUGGAACCUGAAAACUAGACUGUGCCAUGUGAAGCUGCAUGUGUGUGGGCAGCUUAUGAGAUCUAAUGGUUUCUGUGUCAAUGUUAUCAUUUAGUGCAGCUCUCGUGAAUUCCCUCCCUCAAGCCAACCCAUGAUAUUUGCUGUGAUUUUUAAUGCAGUUGUAUAACCCUCUUCCCUUGAUCAGUCACUGACCAUAUGUGUAUAUGACAUGUCAUUAGGGCUGGGCGAUAUAAAACAAUUAAUUGGAUUAAUUCGAAUGUAGGUUUUUUCACGAUAUUUCAAAUGCCUGAACGAUAGCAAGAAUCAAAUGUAUUUAUAUUUUUCGUUUUUAUGAUCGUUUAUGUCCGCUUGUUCUCAUGGUGUCUUUUGGUCUCGUCUCCUUCGCUCCUUCUGCUGUGACUGUGCACCUUCCCAUUUACACACACCAAGCCCCUCCCCCACACACCAAGCCCCUCCCACAGACUUUGAUACCAACUUUCUAGUCUGUGUUUUGUAAAUGUGCAUUACGCAUAAAACACAAUUAUAUAAGGAAUUGGCAACUCAUUCUCAUUCUGAGAAUUAAGGUAGGCCACUUGAUUUCAACAUCUGAACAAAGUGGACAGGCUAGCAUGCUGUUCAAACAGUUGGAGACGGACAGAAGGGUGUGUUCAUGACAGUUAAACUGUUCUACCUUGUUAGCUAGCAAAUACUGUAGAUCCAUGCUGGCUAAACUUGAAAUAUUAAGAUUAGCUGGCUACUCCCUAGCAUUUGGGCUUGUGCUUGAGAGAUUGUUUGAGACCUGUGUUAAUUUUCCAUAAUACCUGCUACAAGAAGUUAGUUAUUAUUAGUGAAUGUGCAUUAUGCAUUGUUCUGGUUAAAUUUGUAACAAAAAAGGCAUUUUCAUAGACAGACUUGAAAGCCAGAUCAGUGAUUAUUGCAACAAAAAAAAGCAGGUUAAACUAUUUAGAUAUAAUGAUUAAAUUAUUAGUGGGUCUUAUGGUUGUGGAAGGCUUAUAUUUAGCCUAGGUUUAAUUUCACAAACCCUGAAUAAUUAGAUUAUUGCUGACUGUUUGAAAUGCUGUGUAUUUUACCUUUCAUUUUACAACAAAGCUAAUUAAUCAAGAUAUAUACAGUACCAGUCAAAAGUUUGGACACACCUACUCAUUCCAGGGUUUUUCUUUAUUUUUACUAUUUCCUACAUUGUAGAAAAACUAUGAAAUAACACAUGGAAUCAUGUAGUAACCAAAAAAGUGUUAAACAAAUCAGAAUAUAUGUUAUAUUUGAGAUUCUUCAAAUAGCCACCCUUUGCAUUGAUGACAGCUUUGCACACUCUUGGCAUUCUCUCAACCAGCUUCACCUGGAAUGCUUUUCCAACAAUCUUGAAGGAGUUCCCACAUAUGCUGAGCACUUGUUGGCUGCUUUUCCUUCACUCUGCGGUCCGACUCAUCCCAAACCAUUUCUAUUUGGUUGAGGUCGAGGGAUUGUGGAGGCCAGGUCAUCUGAUGCAGCACUCUAUCACCCUCCUUCUUCGUAAAAUAGCCCUUACACAGCCUGGAGGUGUGUUGGGUCAUUGUCCUGAUGAAAAAGAAAUGAUAGUCCCACUAAGCCCAAACCAGAUGGGAUGGCAUAUCGCUGCAGAAUGCUGUGGUAGCCAUGCUGGUUAAGUGUGCCUUGAAUUCUAAAUAAAUCACAGACAGUGACACCAGCAAAGCACCCUCACACCAUAACACCUUCUCCAUGUUUAACGGUGGGAAAUACACAGACAAAGAUCAUCUGUUCACCCACACCGUGUCUCACAAAGACACAGCGUUUGGAACCAAAAAUCUCAAAUUUGGACUCCAGACCAAAGGACACAUUUCCACCGGUCUAAUGUCCAUUGCUUGUGUUUCUUGGCCCAAGCAGGUCUUUUCUUCUUAUUGGUGUUCUUUAGUAGUGGUUUCUUUGCAGCAAUUCGACAAUGAAGGCCUGAUUCACGCAGUCUCCUCUGAAUAGUUGAUGUUGAGAUGUGUCUGUUACUUGAACUCUGUGAAGCAUUUAUUUGGGCUGCAAUUUCUGAGGCUGGUAACUCUAAUGAACUUAUCCUCUGCAACAGAGGUAACUCUGGGUCUUCCAUUCCUGUUGCGGUCCUCAUAAGGCCAGUUUCAUCAUAGCGCUUGAUGGUUUUUGCGACUGCACUUGAAGAAACUUUCAAAGUUCUUGAAAUGUUCCAUAUUGACUGACCUUCAUGUCUUAAAGUAAUGAUGGACUGUCGUUUCUCUUUGCUUAUUUGAGCUGUUCUUGCCAUAAUAUGGACUUGGUCUUUUACCAAAUAGGGCUAUCUUCUGUAUACCCCCCUACCUUGUCACAACACAACUGAUUGGCUCAAACGCAUUAAGAAGGAAAGUAAUUCCACAAAUUAACUUUUAAGAAGGCACACCUGUUAAUUGAAAUGCAUUCCAGGUGACUACCUCAUGAAGCUGGUUGAGAGAAUGCCAAGAGUGUGCAAAGCUGUCAUCAAGGCAAAGGGUGGCUACUUUGAAGAAUCUCAAAUAUAAAAUAUAUUUUGAUUUGUUUAACACUUUUUUGGUUACUACAUAAUUCCAUAUGUUAUUUCAUAGUUUUGAUGUCUUCACUAUUAUUCUACAAUGUAGAAAAUAGUAAAAAAAUAAAGAAAAACCCUUGAAUGAGUAGGUGUGUCCAAACUUUUGACUGGUGCUGUAUGUUUUUUUAAAUGCUGAGGGUGCGGUAAUGGUCCAUUCACUCUGUGAUGUUAACUCCCUGUACAGAGAGAAGGCGGCAGACCUCUUCCCUCAGCCUGGAAGCUCAGGAUCCCAGGGCCAAAGAGGCUCUCAAGGAAAAGAAGGUUCUUGAGAAGAAGAUGGCCCUCAGUAGGAAGAGGAAGUGGGACUCACGGUGUGUGUGUGUUUGUAAUUGUGUGGACCUGUGGAUGCUUGAGUUUGUGAGUUACUGGAUACAUGGCCAUGUCACUAAAGUCAUUUACAUUUUUCAGGAACGAGGGAGAUGUUACAGGCAAGAGAAAGGGAGAUGCAGCAGGAGAGUUCAACAAAAAGGAAGUAAGUGUUGAAUGAAAAUCCAAACGUGACUGUAUGCUCACCUUGGCCAUUGGUUUAAUGAAUUAAAUGUUGUUUAUUGAAUUAAAUAAAUAACUUAUUUUAGAAUUGUAUGCUAAUGUAUUGCUCUGCUACCUCACAAACAGGAAGCAAAGGGUAUUUCCUCAAAGAGCUUGCAGCCCAAGUCAAUCACAAAAGUCUCUGAGUCUGCAGCAUCAGAAGAGAGGCACAGGAGGAAGAGUGUUAGCACUUCUGAGGAAUCUGGAGAACCUAGAAAGCUGACAGACAAAAGCCGGACACAUUCCUUUAUCCUGGACUUGGAGCAGGGGUCUGAGUCGCCACUCAAGCAGCGACCUGCUGGAAAGUUUGACCGGCUUUCCCGCAAGGAGUUAAACCCUAAAGAGCGCAAAGAGAAAGAGUGUAGCCUGUCGGACGAGCGCACCAAGCUUAAGCAAAAGUUGGAGAAGAGAGUAGGAGGUGAAUCCCUCACAGAUGAACCUGAGCAGAAUGAAGGGGCCCACAUUGAAGUAUCCUCUGAUGACAAAGGGGAGAGAAAGUCCAAGGUCAAAGGUGACAAGAAAGUGUCAGUGAAUGCCAGGGAAGGUAGGGCGUCUGUGUCAGAAGGAGGUGCCUCUGACGAGGGGGCUAGCAGGGAAGCCACAACCAAGAAGGGGAAGGUUCUAUCAGUUGAAGCUGCCAAAGUUGAGAAGGAAAAGAACAGGGAAAAUGAGAAGGAAAGGGAGAAAGAUAAGGAGAGGGAAAAGACUAAAGGAGAGAAGAUUCCAGUAAAAAGUGACCCCAGGCAGUUACUCCGCCCGGAUUCCACCGGCUCUUCUGAGGAAAGGUCUGACAUGGAGCCUGGAUCAGAAACCAUCAAGAAAAAGGAUAAACACCCCAAAGAAGUCCUCAAGAGGUCAAAGAGCCACACAGAGGACAAGCAUGUAGAAAAACCCAAGUCUAAGCCCGACAGUGAGAAGGAGAAACCCAGAACAGAACAUGUUACUCAGGAAAACCAGAAACCAAGUAAGUCCAGCUCUGAAACUGACAAAGAUUCCAGAAAGUCCAGGGAGACAGAGCCUGGAAUGAAGGUAAAGGUCAUGGAAAAGUCCAGAUCCAAGUCAAGGGAGGAUAAGAAAGCUCAAGGUUUGGAGGUCAAAAACAAAGGUGGCACAUCCGGCAGUAGACCUGACGCCUCAAAGGAAAGAAAAAGAGAGGGAAGCGUGAAGGAGCAAAGGAAGGACACUGAGGAAAACCCACCAGAAAAAACGGAAGGCAAGAGUGGGAAGGAAAUGGUUGAGAAAAAGGUUCAAAACCCAGAGAAGAAGAAAGAGACCCAGGAUGAGAGAAAAGGACGUAAAGCAGAUGAAAAAUCAGAUAAGUCAUCAAGGUCCUCAACCUCCUCAAUCUCCUCACCUGUUCCAGAUAUUACAGAACCUCCUCUGAAGAAAGGCCCUCAAUCCAAAGACACAAGCACAGACUGGGAUGCCACCGAUGCCACCAUUACCACCUCUGCCUCUGUUACCUAUGAUGCUUUGAGUGACGUCACCCCUGAACUGGAGGAUGAUGACAGUGAAAUGCCACUCAGGGAGGUGGAACCACGUCCUUUGACAACUGGGGCAGAUGCUCUUCUGACUUUGAUGGACAUCUGUACCUCAGCAGAUGCAAGACUAGGCCAAGGAAGUGACAUCACUGGGACCAUGCAGCGAGACGCCUGCCCAGAGCUCUCCUUCCAAGAAGCGGACAUAAAGAUGAAAGAGGCAGCUCUGACCCUGCUCUCCAUGGACCCUGAGAGUAUACUAUCUCCUAGCUUAGUCACUCCAGCUGCACAAGAAGCCACAGAGGUGACCACACCUGCUCUGCAGCAGAAGGAAACUACUACACCUGUUGCAAAAGAUCAGGAAGAUUCUGAGCAUGUUCUGGAAAUGGACGAAAGUGACCUAACAGCUACUGCCUCGUCAUCAGAGAAAAUGGAUGAACAUUCAAGGAGCCAAGGUAAUGUGUCUUGUGAAAACAGUUAUCUGGUCAGUUCUUCUUUUAGUAUCACAAGCCAAUGGAGAGUUUUUGGAGUACUUAUUGUUAGUUACAUUACAGUCCAUGUUCUCUCCACAGAUGUUCUCGCCACAGAUGUUCUCGCCACAGAUGUUCCUGGCACAGAGGUGAAAGAUACGGAGGUGUCAACAUGGACAUUAGUUGAAGGGAUGUCACAGGUGAGAAUGGUGUUUCUAUUUCAUUCUAGUUCUAUAAUAUAAAUAUCAGUUAAAUGUUACUCAGACUUUGAGAGCAUCUAACUUUGUUCCAACUCUUUCAAAGGAAAAAAAAGCUACUGUUGACAUAGAUGAGGAAAACCCAGGCCAUGCUGUUGUUCCUAAGCAAGAGCCUGUAUUGGGACCAUCAUUCGACAAACAAGGUAGAGUGCAUUCGGAAUGUAUUCAGACCCCUUGACUUUUUCCACAUUUUGUUACAUUACAGCCUUAUUCUAAAAUUGAUUAAAUUGUUGUUUUCCGUCAUCAAUCUACACACAAUACCCCAUAAUGACGAAGAAAAAACAGGUUUUUAGAAAUUUCUCCAAAUGUAUUACAAAUAAAAAUAACUUAUAUCACAUAUACUUAAGUAUUCAGACCCUUUACUCAGUACUUUGUUGAAGCACGUUUGGCAGCGAUUACAGCCUCGAGUCUUCUUGGGUAUGACGCUACAAGCUUGGCACACCUGUAGCUCAGUUGGUAGAGCAUGGCGCUUGCAAUGCCAGGGUUGUGGGUUCGAUUCCCACGGGGGGCCAGUAUGAAAAAUGUAUGCACUCACUAACUGUAAGUCGCUCUGGAUAAGAGCGUCUGCUAAAUGACUAAUGUAAAUGUAAAUAUUUGGGGAGGUUCUCCCAUUCUUCUCUGCAGAUCCUCUCAAGCUCUGUCAGGUUGGAUGGGGAGCGUCGCUGCACAGCUAUUUUCAGGUCUUUCCAGAGAUGUUUGAUCGGGUUCAAGUCCGGGCUCUGGCUGGGCCACUCAAGGACAUUCAGAGACUUGUCCCAAAGCCACUGUGCUUAAGGUCGUUGUUCUGUUGGAAGUUGAACCGCUCCAGUCUGAGGUCCUGAGCGCUCUGGAGCAGGUUUUCAUCAAGGAUCUCUCUGUACUUUGCUCCGUUCAUCUUUCCCUCGAUCCUGACUAGUGUCCCAGUCCCUGCAGCUGAAAAACAUCCCAACAACAUGAUGCAGCCACCACCAUGCUUCACCGUAGGGAUGGUGCCAGGUUUCCUCCAGACGUGACGCUUGGCAUUCAGGCUAAAGAGUUCAAUCUUGGUUUCAUCAGACCAGAGAAUCUUGUUUCUCGUGGUCUGAGAGUCCUUUAGGUGCCUUUUGGCAAACUCCAAGCGGGCUGUCACGUGCCUUUUACUGAGGAGUGGCUUCCGUCUGGCCACUCUACCAUAAAGGACUGAUUGGUGGAGUGCUGCAGAGAUGGUUGUCCUUCUGGAAGGUUCUCCCCUCAUCUCCACAGAGUAAGCUGAAGCUCUGUCAGAGUGACUUGGUCACCUCCCUGACCAAGACCCUUCUCCCCCUAUUGCUCAGUUUGGCCGGGCGGCCAGCUCUAGAAAGAGUCUUGGUGGUUCCAAACUUCUUCCAUUUAAGAGCGAUGGAGGCCACUGUGUUCUUGGGGACCUUCAAUGCUGCAGAAAUGUUUUGGUACCCUUUCCCAGAUCUGUGCCUUGACACAAUCCUGUCUCAGAGCUCUACGGACAAUUCCUUUGACCUCAUGGCUUGGUUUUUGCUCUGACAUGCACUGUCAACCAUGGGACCUUAUAUAGACAGGUGUGUGCCUUUCCAAAUCAUGUCCAGUCAAUUGAAUUUACCACAGGUGGAAACGUCUCAAGGAUGAUCAAUGGAAACAGGAUGCAUCUGAGCUGAAUUUUGAGUCUCAUAGCAAAGGGUCUGUAUACUUAUGUAAAGAAGGCAUUUCUGUUUUUAAUUUUUUAUAAAUUUGCAAAAAUGUUGAAAUAGCAGUUUUCGCUUUGUCAUUAUGGGGUAUUUGUAUUUCUAUUUAUUAUGGAUCCCCAUUAGCUGCUGCCAAGGCAGCAGCUACUCUUCCUGGGUCCAGCAAAUUUCAGGCAGUUCAUAUUGUGUGUAGAUUGAUGAGGAAAAACAUUAAUUUAAUCAAUUUUAGAAUAAGUCUGUAACGUAACAAAAUGAGGAAAAAGGGAUGUGGUCUGAAUACUUUCCGAAUGCACUGCUAAGUUUCCAGAUUUUCCUGCAUUUUGGGGGUUUUUCAGUUCCUCCCAAAAAAUAAAGUUUGUGCUCUCUGUUAGUUUUUUUUGUGUCUAAAUUUGCUAAUCUAUGUUUUUGCUUAGAUGAGACUCAGCCUGAGAAAACAGAACUGCUGGCCAUGGAACAUGAGUGUCAGGUCAAGACGGACAUUGAUAACAUUAGUAAGUCAUGCACAACUGCAAUAGUAUUCAAAUACCGGUCCUUAAUAUUCUUUGACAAAACAUUAUCUUGCUCUUUCCAUGACAUUAACUGAUCAGGUGAAUCCAGGUGAAAGCUAUGAUCCCUUAUUGAUGUCACUUGUUAAAUCCACUUCAAUCAGUGUAGAUGAAGGGGAGGAGACAGGUCAAAUAAGGAUUGUUAAGCCUUGAGACAAUUGAGACAUGGAUUGUGUAUGUGUGCCAUUCAGAGGAUGGAUGGGCAAGACAAAAGAUUUAAGUGCCUUUGAACAGGGUAUGGUAGUAGGGGCCAGGCGCACCGGUUUGAGUGUGUGAAGAACUGCAACGCUGCUGGGUUUUUCACGCUCAACAGUUUCCCGUGUAUAUCAAGAAUGGUCCACCACCCAAAGGACAUCCAGCCAACUUGACACAACUGUGGGAAGCAUUGGAGUCAACAUGGGUCAGUAUCCCUGUGGAAUGCUUUCAACACCUUGUAGAGUCCAUGCCCCGAUGAAUUGAGGCUCUUCUGAGGGCCAAAGGGGGUGCAACUCAAUAUUAGGAAGGUGUUCAUAAUGUUUUGUACACUCAGUGUAUAUUCUUCUUAUAGAAAUAUGAUAAUAAUAAUUGAUUGGAUAUAUAUAGUGCUUUUCUACCAACUGAGAUGCUCAAAGUGCUUUACAUAGUAGGGGGAAACUCACCUCAUCCACCACCAAUGUGUAGCACCCACAGCGACCAUGUUUGUGCCAUAACGCUCACCACACAUCAGCUAUCAGGUGGAGAGUGAUAUAUGCCAAUGAGGGGGAUGAUUAGGUGGCCAUGAUGGAAUUGGACCAGGUUGGGAAUUUAGCCAUGACACUGGGGUUAACACUGGGGUCUUACAAUAAGUGCCAUGGAAUUUUUUAUGACCACAGAGUCAGGACACUUCCCAUCCGAAAGACGGCACCCUACGCAGGGCAAUGUCCCAUUCACUGCCCUGGGGUAUUGGGAUCUCCUUAGACCAGAGGAAAGAGUGCCCCCUACUGGCCCUCCAACACUACUUCCAGCAGCAUCUGGUCCAUCCAGGGACCAACCAGGACUGACCCUGCUUAGCUUCAGAAGCAAGCAAGCGGUGGGAUGCAGGGUGGUACCUCAUUUAACCUAAUUUGGUAUAGAAGGGGGACUGACUGUGUUUUGCUAACAGUUCCAACCCCCACAACCAAACCAACUGUAAAAAACAAAAAAACAAGUGCUUUUAAUAUCCAAGCUUAUGUAUAGAUUUUAGACCUGAAUGCCAAUGCACUUUCAUAACCCCGUUGCAUAUAGUUUUGACUUUGUGUAACUCCAGUCCUCAAAAGACUGUUUAAAAGGUGAUCUCUCCUCCUUCCACUCUCAGAUAAAGACCAGACUGAAGCACAACAGGAAAGGGGAGCCCCUGAGUCGGUAAGUACUCACUCUUGGCAGUUUAGCACACAUGUUUUGCAAGAGCACCAUGGUCUUUUCUGGUUUCAUUUUGUGAACACUUAAGUAACUUACUGCUUUCCUCUGUUGACCUGUAUAUGUGUAUUUCAGGUGAAGUCUGACACACCUGAAAAACCAAGGGAGACUCGACGUGGUCGGCAGUCAAAGCUGGUCAAACAAGCCAGUGAGUCUCUGAGCUUUAUUUCUACAGCUGUUUUUGUGUCAUGCUGUUCUUCUUUGAUCUUUACUUGUUUGUUUUUUUUCCUUCACUUUUUUGUGUCGUCUCUCUUUCUGUUUAUAUGUCUGAGGAACAGCUUUGAUGUUGAUUGUUUGUUGCAGGCAAUGCAUCCAAGUCAGACAGACAAGAGGACGAGAAAGAAUCCGACCUGUCUGAAAUGGUAAUUAUCUGCCCUCUAUGACCGAGUGUAACAUUUUAUCUUAUGGCAGCACAUAAUCUUUAUUUAGGAAAAAUACAUGCUCUGAAUUUGUUUGGAACCUUGUUCCUUGUUCAGGAGGACAAAAUGGAGGGAAGAGUAAUCCGCAAAGGAAGGCUGUCCGGUCAGAAAGCUACCACAGCCAAAGACUCCGGUACAUUCAUUUAGAUAAAUCGGUGUUAACAACUGAAGAAUGAAUAUAAUUAAUGUUUUGGUAUUCUUUUAUAACUCGUUCACGUGACAUUUGGCCAGCUUCUCAUCAUCUCAGAUUGUGAAGUCCAUCAGAGUUUGUAAAUCUUGUGUCCUAUCUGCAAUUUAUCAGGUACGGAGAAAAAUGAAAAGGACAGUCGAGAGCAGCAGUCCAAGCUGUCUGUGGACGUGAGUAAAGUAAGUACCUAUCAGUACUUGCAUUUGGUAGUAAAAAUGCCACUGCCUAUGGGUCACUGCUAAAACAAUGGAAACACUUGAGUAAAUGAGGGAUAUAAAGUAUAUUGAAAGCAGGUGCUUCCACACAGGUGUGGUUCCUGAGUUAAUUAAGGAAUUAACACUGCAUCAUGCUUAGGGUCAUGUAUAAAAAUGCUGGGCAGGCCAUUAUUUUGGCCACCAUGGCUAUGCCCCCAUAGGAUGACAAUGCCCCCAUCCACAGGGCACGAGCGGUCACUGAAUGGUUUGAUGAGCAUGAAAACGAUGUAAACCAUAUGCCAUGGCCAUCUCAGUCACCAGAUCUCAACCCAAUUGAACACUUAUGGGAGAUCCUAGAGCGGCGCCUGAGACAGCAUUUUCUACCACCAUCAACAAAACACCAAAUGAUGGAAUUUCUUGUGGAGGAACGGUGUUGCAUCCCUCCAAUAGAGUUCCAGACACUUGUAGAAUAUAUGCCAAGGUGUAUUGAAGCUGUUCUGAUGGUCCAACGCCCUAUUAAGACACUUUAUGUUGGUGUUUAAUUUAUUUUGGCAGUUAUCUGAAUAAGUGCAUGCAUUAUGUAAUGUUAUAUUGCCCUAAUAUCCUUGCUCAUAUGGUUUGCUAUUGUAGGACAAUGAGGGAGAAAAGGCCACAGAAUCCAGAACGCCACGCAGAGGACGCUCAUCUAAAACCUCGGCGGAUGAGGAGGAACUUAAAGAGGUUAUAUCAUCCUUCACUGCUCACGCCCCUUCUACCUGUGUGGAUUGUAUGUUGAUGAGGUAUGUGAGUUGAGGCUGUGAGGUAACCAUGUUGGAUGUUGUUCUCUAUACAGCCUGAGAAAGUGGAGGAGACCCCGCCUCGCAGAGGCAGACGGUCAGGUGCCCAGGCCAAAGACUCCACCACAGGUAAGAGGUUCCACCACAGCCAUUUGGAAAUUCAACAGCUAAAUGCUUCCAUAGUCCCACUCUGUGCUAGGCCUAUUUAGUACCUCCAAUCUCUCGUUUCUGAUAGUGAGAUGGGUGAUAACUAAGAUGCAUGCCAAGUUCAUCAUCUUCUUCCUGUGUGCCCCUCAAUUAUUCCAUUGUUACAUUCUUAGUCAUUAUCAACACAUUUCACACCAAAUAAACGUAUUACUUCCCUACACAGGAAACCAGGAGAAAGAAGAGGAAGAGAGAGCAGGAGAGACAUCAGCGGAAAAGGAGAAACAGGAGGUAAGUUCAGUAGACAUGAUCAGUUUGAUUAAAGUUUGGCAUAGACCUUCAUCCAUUCAGCAGGUGGGGCGGUCUCAUUCAGCAGGUGGGGCGGUCUCAUUCAGCAGGGGGGGGCGGUCUCAUUCAGCAGGGGGGGCGGUCCCAUUCAGAGUGAUUGAAACAUGAGGGGAGCAGGUCAACAUCAACUAUCUAUAUGGCCACACAGAUCACUUGUUAACAGCUGAUUGACUCAGUAAUUCAGAUAAGGGCUCUGUUUGUUUUUUGGUUGUUGUAUCAGAUUCAUCCCCCUCUUCAAAAAGACCAGGAGGAGAAGAGUGAGCAGAAGAGAGGCAGUCGACGGGGAAGACCAGCUAAACCUCCAAUCUCCAAGCCAGAGACUAAAGAAGAUGCAGAAAGCUCUGAUUCCAAGGAGACCACUGAUUCUCGUGAGUUUCAAACUCUUUUUUUUAUUUUUAUUUUUUACUUUAUUCAAUCCACAAUAUAAUCUUAAUGCAAGAUCCAAAUACUUUUAUGAUGCAUGAUUGGAUGUUAAAAGUGAUUGUCUGUCAACAACUAUGAAAAGCUAUCAUUGUCAAUGCACUUUCUAAGUGCACGGAGGGGAGUUAAUACAGAACUCAGGAAAGCUUGGUCUGGCAUUUGUUACAGUAACGGUCUCUUUCUCUUAGGCAAACCUGCAGUGAAGAGGAAGAGGCCUGAGGAAUCAGGGGAGGUGAGGCCAUUUUGCUUCAUUGACCUACAAGGUUUACUGAGCCAUGGCCUGGUUCCUCUUUGAUCCCCAGUCUCUACCCCUGCAGACCUCAUAUCUGGAAGGGCUGGAUACAUGAGUUAUAUGGGAAAUGCUCCAUGUAGCUUAUUGGAGGGCUAGGUGCAGCCAUCACCUUAUUGCUUACACUUAUCCAGUCCAUUUUAGAUCUAUGAACACAGAGGAGCUGGCUAGAGGAAGGCCCCUGAGAAUAAAAUGGAACCGUUUGUCUUUCACUAGCAAUUUGUCCUCCCAUUGACAGAGAGGUGUGUGUUUUUAAAGUGAGCUUUGAUUCUGUUGAAGGGGAGCCAGCCUGAGGAGGUGGAGGAGACCCAGCCUGAGGAGGUGGAGGAGACCCAGCCUGAGGAGGUGGAGGAGACCCAGCCUGAGGCGGUGGAGGAGACCCAGCCUGAGGCGGUGGAGGAGACCCAGCCUGAGGAGGUGGAGGAGACCCAGCCUGAGGAGGUGGAGGAGACCCGGCCUGAGGAGGUGGAGGAGACCAGGCCUGAGGAGGAGGAGGAGGAGACCAGGCCUGAGGAGGAGGAGGAGACCAGGCCUGAGGAGGAGGAGGAGACCAGGCCUGAGGAGGAGGAGGAGACCCAGCCUGAGGAGGAGGAGAAGGAGACCCAGCCUGAGGAGGAGGAGAAGGAGACCCAGCCUGAGGAGGAGGAGGAGGAGGAGACCCAGCCUGAGGAGGAGGAGGAGGAGGAGACCCAGCCUGAGGAGAUGGAGGAGGAGGAGACCCAGCCUGAGGAGGAGGGGAGGAGGAGGAGACCCAGCCUGAGGAGGAGGAGGAGGAGGAGGAGAACCAGCCUGAGGAGGAGGAGGAGGAGGAGGAGACCCAGCCUGAUGAGAUGGAGAGCCAGGAAAGUGACCUGAAGGAACAAGAGGAGAAACAACCUGGAGAGGAUAGCGGUGAGAAGAGAUGCAAUGCGUUUACUUCCACACACUGUGGUCCAUUAACUCAUGCCAUGUCAUUUUUUUCAACUUCUUCUCUCUCCCUUUCUUCUUCUCUUUUUCAGUGAGCCGGUGUGACGACCAGGAGGGGAGAAAACAGGGCUCCAGUGACAACAAAACAGAUGAGGUAUGUAGAGAACAUGCACAGUCAAACUGAUUUUAGAUAAAUACUAAUAUACAUAGAAUACUAAUAUACAUAAUAUAUAUAUAUAUAUUUUAACACUACAGUGGGGAAAAAAGUAUUUGAUACACUGCCGAUUUUGCAGUUUUCCUACUUAAAAAGCAUGUAGAGGUCUGUAAUUUUAUUCAUAGGUACACUUCAACUGUGAGAGACGGAAUCUAAAACAAAAAUCCAGAAAAUCACAUUGUAUGAUUUUUAAAUAAUUAAUUUGCGUUUUAUUGCAUAAACAUAAGUAUUUGAUCACCUACCAACCAGUAAGAAUUCCGUCUCUCACAGACCUGUUAGUUUUUCUUUAAGAAGCCCUCCUGUUCUCCACUCAUUACCUGUAUUAACUGCACCUGUUGAACUCGUUACCUCUAUAAAAUACACCUGUCCACACACUCAAUCAAACAGACUCCAACCUCUCCACAAUGGACAAGACCAGAGAGCUGUGUAAGGACAUCAGGGAUAAAAUUGUAGACCUGCACAAGGCUGGGAUGGGCUACAGGACAAUAGGGAAGCAGCUUGGUGAGAAGGCAAAAAACUGUUGGCGCAAUUAUUAGAAAAUGGAAGAAGUUCAAGAUGACGGUCAAUCACCCUCGGUCUGGGGCUCCAUGCAAAGAUCUUCACCUCGUGGGGCAUCAAUGAUCAUGAGGAAGGUGAGGGAUCAGCCCAGAACUACACGGCAGGACCUAGUCAAUGACCUGAAGAGAGCUGGGACCACAGUCUCAAAAGAAAACCAUUAGUUAAACACACUACGCCGUCAUGGAUUAAAAUCCUGCAGCGCACGCAAGGUCCCCCUGCUCAAGCCAGCGCAUGUCCAGGCCCGUCUGAAGUUGCCAAUGACCAUCUGGAUGAUCCAGAGGAGGAAUGGGAGAAGGUCAUGUGGUCUGAUGAGACAAAAAUAGAGCUUUUUGGUCUAAACUCCACUCGCCGUGUUUGGAGGGAAGAAGAAGGAUGAGUACAACCCCAAGAACACCAUCCCAACCGUGAAGCAUGGAGGUGGAAACAUAAUUAUUUGGGGAUGCUUUUCUGCAAAGGGGACAGGACGACUGCACCAUAUUGAGGGGAGGAUGGAUGGGGCCAUGUAUCGCGAGAUCUUGGCCAACAACCUCCUUCCCUCAGUAAGAGCAUUGAAGAUGGGUCGUGGCUGGGUCUUCCAGCAUGACAACGACCCGAAACACACAGCCAGGGCAACUAAGGAGUGGCUCCGUAAGAAGCAUAUCAAGGUCCUGGAGUGGUCUAGCCAGUCUCCAGACCUGAAACCCAAUAAAACAUCUUUGGAGGGAGCUGAAAGUCCGUAUUGCCCAGCGACAGCCCCGAAACCUGAAGGAUCUGGAGAAGGUCUGUAUGGAGGAGUGGGCCUAAAUCCCUGCUGCAGUGUGUGCAAACCUGGUCAAGACCUACAGGAAACGUAUGAUCUCUGUAAUUGCAAACAAAGGUUUCUGUACCAAAUAUUAAGUUCUGCUUUUCUGAUGUAUCAAAUACUUAUGUCAUGCAAUACAAUGCAAAUGAAUUACUUAAAAAUCAUACAAUGUGAUUUUCUGGAUUUUUAAAAAUUACAGACUCUACAUGCUUUGUAAGUAGGAAACCUGCAAAAUCGGCAGUGUAUCAAAUACUUGUUCUCCCCACUGUAUAUAUUUGCGAGAUAAAAAAAACAUAUGGGGGGAUGGAAGUGAUGCAGACAAUUACAUUGGAAGUACAAUCUAUCUGAAAAAAAUAAAGCUGAUCUACCCCUUAAAAGAAUAUAUAAAAAUUAAUAAAAAUUAUACCUAAUCUUUUAAGGUACAGAGGAAAGGAACACCAGCUGAUAUAUGGAUGGUUCUUGGAUGAAUCAGCAUUCUUUGAGGAGGAACAAAAGAGGAUGAGGACACCCAGCUCUAGGACAUUCAAUGCAUCUAGCAACCUUCAGACGGGCCUGAGGACAGUAUGACUUAAGCAGGGGGACACGUUGACACGCAGGAUUUGAGUCCCAUGACGGCCCGUAGUGUUGUUACUGAUGGUUAGGCUUUUUGUUACUUUGGUCCCAGAUCUCUGCGGGUCAUUCACUAGGUCCCCCUGUGUUUGGGUUUCUGGGAUUUUUGCUCACCGUUCUUGUGGAUCCUUUUGACCCCCACGGGGUGAGAUUUGCGUGGAGCCCCAGAUCGAGGGAGAUUAUCAGUGGUUUGUAUGUCUUCCAUUUCCUAAUAAUUGCUCCCCACAGUUGAUUUCUUCAAACCAAGCUGCUUACCUAUUGCAGAUUCAGUCUUCCCAGCAUGGUGCAGGUCUACAAUUUUGUUUCUGGUGUCCGUUGACAGCUCUUUGGUCUUGACCAUAGUGGAGUUUGGAGUGUGGACUGUUUGAGGUUGUGGACAGGUGUCUUUUAUACUGAUAACAAGUACAAACAGGUGCCAUUAAUACAGGUAACGAGUGGAGGACAGAGGAGCCUCUUAAAGAAGAAGUUACAGGUCUGUGAGAGCCAGAAAUCUUGCUUGUUUGUAGGUGCCCAAAAAUACUUAUUUUCCACCAUGAUUUGCAAAUAAAUUCAUAAAAAAUCCUACAAUGUGAUUUUCUGGAUUUUUUUCCUCAAUUUGUCUGUCAUAGUUGACGUGUACCUAUGAUGAAAAUUACAGGCCUCUCUCAUCUUUUUAAGUGGGAGAACUUGCACAAUUGCUGGCUGACUAAAUACUUUUUUUCCCCACUGUAUAUACACACACACACACACACACACAGUGGGGAGAACAAGUAUUUGAUACACUGCCGAUUUUGCAGGUUUUCCUACUUAAAAAGCAUGUAGAGGUCUGUAAUUUUUAUCAUAGGUACACUUCAACUGUGAGAGACGGAAUCUAAAACAAAAAUCCAGAAAAUCACAUUGUAUGAUUUUUAAAUAAUUAAUUUGCGUUUUAUUGCAUGACAUAAGUAUUUGAUCACCUACCAACCAGUAAGAAUUCCGUCUCUCACAGACCUGUUAGUUUUUCUUUAAGAAGCCCUCCUGUUCUCCACUCAUUACCUGUAUUAACUGCACCUGUUUGAACUCGUUACCUCUAUAAAAUACACCUGUCCACACACUCAAUCAAACAGACUCCAACCUCUCCACAAUGGACAAGACCAGAGAGCUGUGUAAGGACAUCAGGGAUAAAAUUGUAGACCUGCACAAGGCUGGGAUGGGCUACAGGACAAUAGGGAAGCAGCUUGGUGAGAAGGCAACAACUGUUGGCGCAAUUAUUAGAAAAUGGAAGAAGUUCAAGAUGACGGUCAAUCACCCUCGGUCUGGGGCUCCAUGCAAGAUCUCACCUCGUGGGGCAUCAAUGAUCAUGAGGAAGGUGAGGGAUCAGCCCAGAACUACACGGCAGGACCUAGUCAAUGACCUGAAGAGAGCUGGGACCACAGUCUCAAAGAAAACCAUUAGUAACACACUACGCCGUCAUGGAUUAAAAUCCUGCAGCGCACGCAAGGUCCCCCUGCUCAAGCCAGCGCAUGUCCAGGCCCGUCUGAAGUUUGCCAAUGACCAUCUGGAUGAUCCAGAGGAGGAAUGGGAGAAGGUCAUGUGGUCUGAUGAGACAAAAAUAGAGCUUUUUGGUCUAAACUCCACUCGCCGUGUUUGGAGGAAGAAGAAGGAUGAGUACAACCCCAAGAACACCAUCCCAACCGUGAAGCAUGGAGGUGGAAACAUAAUUAUUUGGGGAUGCUUUUCUGCAAAGGGGACAGGACGACUGCACCAUAUUGAGGGGAGGAUGGAUGGGGCCAUGUAUCGCGAGAUCUUGGCCAACAACCUCCUUCCCUCAGUAAGAGCAUUGAAGAUGGGUCGUGGCUGGGUCUUCCAGCAUGACAACGACCCGAAACACACAGCCAGGGCAACUAAGGAGUGGCUCCGUAAGAAGCAUAUCAAGGUCCUGGAGUGGUCUAGCCAGUCUCCAGACCUGAACCCAAUAAAACAUCUUUGGAGGGAGCUGAAAGUCCGUAUUGCCCAGCGACAGCCCCGAAACCUGAAGGAUCUGGAGAAGGUCUGUAUGGAGGAGUGGGCCUAAAUCCCUGCUGCAGUGUGUGCAAACCUGGUCAAGACCUACAGGAAACGUAUGAUCUCUGUAAUUGCAAACAAAGGUUUCUGUACCAAAUAUUAAGUUCUGCUUUUCUGAUGUAUCAAAUACUUAUGUCAUGCAAUACAAUGCAAAUGAAUUACUUAAAAAUCAUACAAUGUGAUUUUCUGGAUUUUUUAAAAAUUACAGACCUCUACAUGCUUUGUAAGUAGGAAAACCUGCAAAAUCGGCAGUGUAUCAAAUACUUGUUCUCCCCACUGUAUAUAUUUGCGAGAUAAAAAAAACAUAUGGGGGAUUGGAAGUGAUGCAGACAAUUACAUUGGAAGUUACAAUCUAUCUGAAAAAAUAAAGCUGAUCUACCCCCUUAAAAGAAUAUAUAAAAAUAAUAAUAUUAUACCUAAUCUUUGAAUGGUUUUGAUCAGUCUCAAACUAACCAAAAUGGUGUUUGAAUUGAUUUUCUUCCCCCGAUGGGACUCUACCAGGAUGAGGAGGACCAAGACAGGCCUCAGAAGAAACCUGCUCGUAGGGGAAGGCCCUCGAAGGGAGCAACAUCAACGUCAGAGGAACCAGGUAUGACUCAGGGGGUCUGGGUAGUUAGGAGGAUAUAAUGCAGUAUUGUUAUGCCCAUCUCCAUGGAAAUUCAUUUUGUAACUUGACAAAACAUUUAUCAAUGGCUGUUGGAGAACUCUGAACUCAUACAUGUAUGUAUUCAUUACAGUUUACUCUCAUAGGAGCAGGUUAAACUGGGUUAGAAAUGAGAGCGGUUGCAACGUUGUUGCAUCUAUUAACACCACCGUGCUUUUUGACUACCGUGUGACCAUGCACACUUUUUCGUUGUAAACAGAAAAUACCGUAUCUGAGAAGACCGACAAAAAGCCAGACAAGAAAGAGAGCGAACAAAAAGAGGAAGAUGAGGAGAAAGAGACUCCCAAAACCAGAACUGCGACUCGAGCUGCUGUUCGCCUUGAGGCUGAGAGGUAACGACAUGUCACAUGACAUGCAGUGCAUGAUAUACACUAUGUGGCCAAAAGUAUGUAGACACCCCUUCAAAUUAGUGGAUUCGGCUAUUUCAGCCACACCCGUUGCUGACAGGUGCAUAAAAUCGAGCACACAGCCAUGCAAUCUCCAUAGACAAACAUUGACAGUAGAAUUGCCCGUAUUGAAGAGCUCAGUGACUUUCAACGUGGCACCGUCAUAGGAUGCCACCUUUCCAACAAGUCAGUUCGUCAAAUUUCUGCCCUGCUAGAGCUGUUCCAGUCAACUGUAAGUGCUGUUAUUGGAGCAACAACGGCUCAGCCGCGAAGUGGUAGGCCACACAAGCUCACAGAAUAGGACCGCUGAGUGCUGAAGCGCGCAGCGCAUAAAAAUAAUUGUCCUCGGUUGCAACACUCUCUACCAAGUUCCAAACUGCCUCUGGAAGCAACGUUAGCACAAUAACUGUUUGACGGGAGCUUCAUGCCUAAGAUCACCAUGCGCAAUGCCAAGCAUCGGCUGGAGUGGUGUAAAGCCUGCCCCAAUUAAUAGUGGCAACUGUAAAGUAGGGUGGAGGAGGAAUAAUGGUCUGGGGCUGUUUUUUAUGGUUCAGGCUCUUUAGUUCCAGUGAAGGGAAAUCUUAACACUAUAACGACAUUCUAGAUGAUUCUGUGCUUCCAACUUUGUGGCAACAGUUUGGGGAAGGCCUUUUCCUGUUUCAGCAUGACAAUGCCCCCGUGCACAAAGCGAGGUCCAUACAGAAAUGGUUUGUCGAGAUCGGUGUGGAAGAACUUGACUGGCCUGCACAGCGCCCUGACCUCAACCCCAUCGAACACCUUUGGGAUGAAUUGGAACGCCGACUUCUAGCCAGGCCUUAUCGCACAACAUGAGUGCCCGACCUCACUAAUGCUCAUGUGGCUAAAUGGAAGCAAGUCCCCGCAGCAAGGUUCCAACAUCUAGUGGAAAGCCUUCCCAGAAGAGUGGAGGCUGCAAAGGGGGGACCAACUCCAUAUUAAUGUCCAUGAUUUUGGAAUGAGAUGUUCGACGAGUAGAUUCUAGAACACGGCUGACUUAGUGCUUAAAGGUUAGUUCAGACAAAUUACAAAUGUAUAUAUUCAUUGGACAAGGAGAGACUGCAAUCCACACUUGGGUUUUGUUAAACUAGCUACUGCCAACAACUACUAAUAUUAGCAUAUUUUUGUAUUUUUCCACAACAUAAGGAAGUCAAUGUCCCUCAGUUAGCAUACUUUAAAUGUAAUGUCUAAAUCAUCUCAAAGUAACUAGUCAUUGAACUACAUAAUACCUUUCAUACAUGAUAUGUUGCAUACAGUAUUGACAACAGUGGGAGUGUAUCCGUUUCAUCUAACCACCGCAAAUAAAAAGGCAACUGGUGUUGCAUUGCCCUUAACCAUCUUCUGAAACAUUCAUAAUUAAAUAAUAAUGGAAAAGGAAUCAAAUUCUGUCCAUCUAUCUUGUUGGGGUGUCUGGCACUGAAGUUGCAAGAAGGCAGUGCACUCAAUGAUUUUGGUCUUGCUUUCCAUUUGUAUUUUCUCCAGGAACAAACCAAGGAAACCUUCCACCCGAGCUCGGGGUGAAGAGGAGAACACAGCAAACACACGGUAGGUUUUUGUGUGUGUGUAUAUGCUUGCGUGUGUGACAGGCUAUGCUCAUCUCUUGGACAGGUAGCUUAGUGGUUAAGAGCAUUGUGCCAGUAACCGAAAGGUCGCUGGUUCUAAUCCCCGAGCCGACUAGGUGAAAAAUCUGUCGAUGUGCCCUUGAGCAAGGCACUUAACCCUAAUUGCUCCGGAUUGCUCUGGAUAAGAGCGUCUGUUAAAUGACAAAAAAAAAAAAAAAAAAAAAAAAUUGGUACUGUGUGUAUCCUUGUUAAUUUGUAUAAACGGUAUGAUUAUUUGCUGAAAUGCUAUAUAGGAUCUAGCAAACUAGUUUUAUAAGAGACCUCUUACAAUUGUCUUUACAUUACAGGAUUUACAUGUUUCUUGACAUGACCCUCUAAUAUACUGUCAAUAUGUCGUUCUAUAUGUGUGUUACUGCAUACUCUUGCUUACCUGUUAUUACCCUCCAGUGGGACGAGAGGACAGGUCUCUGUGCCAGCCAAGGCAGUGGGGCGUAAACGUGAAGCUAGCCCCCCAGCAGUGCGUACCAGAGGUGGACAAAAAUCUGAGGAGCCCCCUUCCAAAAGGACCAAGCGAUAAACAAAUACCGGCUUUCCCCAAGCCCAGGUAUUAGAAUAUUCACAGCGCUGUUGACAUAUUAUUUGACUUUUGAAUGCUUCUUUGUUUUUAGCAACACUUCACAUAAUACAUACCGGUACAUAUUUUCAAGUAUUAGUUUGAACCCCACCCCUCUAUUCAAGCCUGUGGAUGUGUUGGAUAGCAAUAUUUGGGGAUGGUAUGACAGUAUGGUCUAGCAGUGGUGGUUCACCAAACAUUCACCUAACCUGGAUUUAGCUCAUGGUGCUUUCCAUUUCUAUACAGUAUUAUAGACCCUUCACCAUGGGCCCAUAUGUUUUAGAUUGCACUGGUCAUUUAAAGAUGUUAGCUAAUAAUACCUCAUGAAACAGAGCAUUAGAGACCAAUCAUAGGUCUUAUGUGGAGAGGCUCAUUGACUUUAAUCCUAGGAGAGGUUACUGGAAAUUCUUUGUCACUGACAAAUCGACUUCUGUCUUUGUUGGUCACUCCAAGGAUUUGCCGUUCCUACAUCACGUUCAAAGGUUUUAUAUUUCUUUGACCUAUAGAUCCAUAUAGAUAUCAUUCAUAUAGAUUUUUAUAGAGCUAUUAACCUGGGUAUAGUCUCACAAGUGCUUUCACAAUUUGUUAUGUUUUUGCUCAUUGUUUCCGUAUCCAGAAGCCUCUUCCUGUUACUGGACUUGAACAUGGAAGUAUCCAUUCUAUGAAUGUAAAGGAUGCGUUUGUCUUCUCCCUGUGUUUUUUUUUCUAUGUUAUUUUGUUUUUUACUACACAGAUCCGUCUGUGCUCCUAACUACUUUCCCCAUUUAAGUGAUUUCUAGUUUUGCUUAUGCCCUGUUGUCAGUAUUGGAAGAGAUUAAAUUCCUUUCAAAUGGUGAACAA
Molecule: messenger RNA, 28598 nt
Organism: Coregonus sp. 'balchen'
Lineage: Eukaryota; Metazoa; Chordata; Actinopteri; Salmoniformes; Salmonidae
Source: the annotation of a GenBank genome assembly